Bufo gargarizans (Asiatic toad) is the source of this 5915-nucleotide messenger RNA. RefSeq names its product protocadherin Fat 4-like. Gene Ontology annotation, biological process: homophilic cell-cell adhesion. The record is from RefSeq and is a predicted model, not a curated record. Gene Ontology annotation, molecular function: calcium ion binding. Gene Ontology annotation, cellular component: plasma membrane. NCBI's taxonomy places the organism in Eukaryota, Metazoa, Chordata, Amphibia, Anura, Bufonidae. Bases 585 to 5777 code for a protein of 1730 amino acids. The transcript has 37 exons.
UUUUAUUGUGCCUGAAACAUGUAGACCUGCAUUCCUGUACCUGGAUUUUACUGAAUAUUGAAUAAAGCUUUGGAUUACCACGAAUACAAGCUGGACCUACCAAUCCUUUUUUUCCUCAUAUCUACGGAUCUUAAAACCAGAAUAAAUAAUCAUCGCUCCACUAUUAGGAAAAAACUUCGGGAUUUACCCAUCCCUAAACACUUUGUGGAGGUGAAUCAUACAGAACACCAAUUAAAGUGCUGGAUUAUAGAUCAUAUUCCUUUGCCCAGACGAGGAGGUAAUAGGAAUUUAUUACUGAAAAGGAAAGAGUUAUUUUGGAUACACACGUUGAAUACAUUGAGACCUAAUGGCCUCAAUGUGGAUUUCAAUCUAGGGUAGGUGGUAAGCCAUUAUCACACUUGCCUGUGGGUUCCACUCCUCGUUUAGAAGGAAAUCAGACAACAAAGGACUUGGACGAUGUGGAAUUGAAAUAUGAAAAAACAUUUAAUAAAUCUGCAAUCAAAACCACGAAACCAUUAAGGACUACUAAGCUGAAGACUCAGGAUGUAAGAAGCAGUGACAAGGAGGAAGAUGUUCAUGUGCCUAUGUUUGUCCAAGACAGUUACAAUACUUCCAUUCUAGAGACGAGUGUAUUAAAUACUACAGUACUACAAGUAGAGGCCAGAGACAAUACAUCUCUCAUUAACUAUAGUCUUUUGGGCCCCCACCAUGAUUAUUUCCACAUGAAUCCACUGAAUGGAGUGAUAACAUUGGCCAAAAUGUUGGAAUAUAACAGGAUUAACAGAUACAAGCUUAGUGCUGUUGCUAAGGACUCAAUGGGCUUUUCCAGCAUGGUACCAGUGCUUAUAGAUGUACAAGAUGUGGACACCAUGGAUCCUCGAUUUAUUUUUCCGAUGUAUGAAGGCUCAAUUCCAGAAAAUCAGAAAGGCAACUUAUCUACAUACCCAGAGGCAAUAAAAGCUAUUGAUGGUGACCUCGGUAUAAAUGAGACUGUAUAUUACUCUAUCAGCAGAGUGCACCCUGCUGAAUUUAGAGAUUUUUUUUCAAUUGACAGUUUAAAUGGAGUUAUUUCUAUUAAUAAGGAAAUGGACAGAGAGAAUGUCAGUCUCCUGGCUGUGAACGUUAAGGCGACUCAACAAAAUAAUGAUCUUAAAAGUGCAGAUUGUGUGGUGAUGAUCGUCAUCCUGGAUGAAAACGACAACGCUCCGCAGUUUUCACAAUCCAUCUAUGAGGCAGAUUUUCCUGAAAACUCACCAUUUGGAUCAAUGGUUCUUGUUCUCACAGCCACUGACAAGGACGAGGAUGGACUGUCCAAUGGUUAUUUCCAAACUAAUGAUACCAUGUUUUCUGUGGACAAUAAUGGCAUAAUGUAUCUUAAUAAUAGCGAUCUUGAUAGAGAAUUAACACCAAGACUAUAUGUCCAGGUCUGGGUGUUUGAUGCAGUGUCGGGUGGCCUGAAUUCCAGUGCAGAGGUCAUCAUAAACGUUACUGAUGUCAAUGAUAAUAAUCCAGAGUUUCAGAACCUGCCUCUCCACUAUAUCAUACCUGAAGGGGACUACACUGGCCCCAAACCCUUUCUAGUGGCUAGGUUAAAUGUAACCGACUUGGAUGCAGGAUUAAAUGGAAUGGUUACGGUUACUUCCGAUGCUGAAACCACAGACAAGAGGUUCAAAUUGCAAAAAAAUGGGAAUAUUUUUUUUCAUGGAGCACUGGAUAGAGAGGCUAAGGACAAAUACAUACUGACCUUAAUAGCAUCCGAUGAAGGAAAUCCACCAAGACAGAGCUUUGCAAAUGCAGUGAUUUUCAUAAAGGACAUUAAUGACAAUGCCCCAACUUUUGCAAAAAAAGAAUAUUCUGUGGAUCUGACCCUAAAUAAAGUAAAAGCAGGAGAUACAGUUCUAUCAGUAUGCGCUACUGACCUGGACACUGGGAACAAUUCAUUUAUUUCUUACAGGUUUGCACAACCACAUAGAGGACUUGCCAUUAAUGAAGAAAAUGGAGACAUCUUUUUAACAAGUAAUGCAUCUGCUAUUAGUAUGGAAACCAGUAUUGUUAUACCUGUGAUUGCAACCGAUCAUGGUGUCCCGGCUCUAUCUUCUACUGUUACUGUAAUCAUCAAUCUUUCAGAAGGCCAAACAAAGUUUGUGAAUUCCAACUAUAGUUUCAGUCUUCUCGAAGGGAUGCCAGAAGGCAGUGAUGUUGGCACUGUUAAAGUCACUGCAGGAGUAGAUGUGUCAGUAAUGUAUUUUCUUAAGACAUAUACAACAGUAUUCUCCAUUACAGAGAAAGGUACAAUUAUUACACGUGUCAUAUUAGAUCGAGAGGAACAAGACAGUUAUAAUGUUCUUGUGAUGGCUGUGGACAAGCAGGAUUCUCCUAAUACAGCAGCUGUAGUGGUCACCAUCACUGUUUUGGAUGUGAAUGAUAAUGCACCAAUCUUCUUCCCAGUCAUAAACCCAAAUGUCACAUGUCUGGAAAAUGAGAAUUUCCAGGAUUUGGCUGCCAUUGUCGCUACUGAUCUGGACAUUGGAAACAACAGUGCCAUAAUAUAUUCCUUGGAAAAUGACUUUAAUGGCACCUUCUAUAUUAACAGCUCUAGUGGCCACUUAAUGAAUAUCAAGCCAUUAGACCAUGAAAAAACUGAUAGAUAUGACCUGAAAGUAAUAGCUCAAGAUUCUGGGAUCCCACCAUUGUCUUCCACCAUAAUAAUCCAUGUUACUGUUCAGGACGUUGAUGAUAAUGAUCCGAUCUUUGAAACCAAUUCAUACAACAUUACAGUAAAAGAGAAUGAACCUCCUCAAGUGAUAUUAAAUGUUUCGGCUGUGGAUUUAGACACUGGGUCCAAUGCUAUCAUUUUCUAUUCCUUCACUGAAGUUUCUGACUUGUUUUACAUUGGAAAAGAGUCUGGCAGUAUCUCCAACCUGAAGCCUUUAGACUUUGAGGAAGCAACCAAGCAUGUGCUGUCAGUGAUUGCAUACAGCCCAAACAGCAAUCAGUCCCAGAGCACUGUCACUGUCAUAGUGCAAGUAGAAGAUGUCAAUGAAGAAGGGCCUACGGUAGAAUAUCCAGUAUACCAUACAGUAAUAUGGGACAGUGAAUAUGCAACAGGAAGUAUGAUUCUCGAUAUAAAUGCAAAAAAAGGAAAUAAUGCUAUGGAUGAAGGAAUCCACUAUUCUAUUUCAGAUGACAACAAAGAGAAGCUUUUUUCAAUAGCAAAUGGCACUGGCCACAUCUUUUUAACAAAAGACCUUCCACAGCACAGUGUCCCUGAGUACUCUGUCCUCACAGUCACUUGCACAGACAGCGGGACCCCAUCUCAAUCAACAUCUGUCAAGGUAUAUGUGGUUAUAUCACCACAUGAUAUCACCACUCCGGUUUUCUCAGCAAAAUAUUAUAAUCCUGAACCACUCAAUAACUGGACCGAUCCUCAUACGUAUUUAAUACAGGUCAAAGCAUUUUUUUUAGAGUCAACAGUACUAUACAGUAUAGAAGAAAAGGAGAAUAAAGAUUAUUUUGACAUGGAUCCACUAUCUGGAAUAAUGAGAACUAAGAAAGCUUUAAAGAUAGAAGACUUUCCUAGUAAUGUGACUGUGAAAGCAACAGAUUCACACCGUUCCCGGAUAUACAGUGAAGCUAUUGUAAACGUAACUGUUAUCAACAGUAACCAAUAUGCGCCUGUCUUCUCCAAUUCUUCGGAAAAAGUGACAGUAAAAGAGGAGGAGAGCGUUCCUACAUUCAUUGUUCAAGUGCAGGCUACAGAUAAGGAUCCAGGGAGAAAUGGUCUCCUCAGAUAUUCUUUACUGAACAAUUACUCCGAUUCAUUUACUAUAGAUGCCACAAAUGGAAAGGUCUUUGCAGCUACAUCCUUUGAUUUUGAGACUGGUCCCCAUGAAUUCCAGGUUUUCAUCUGUGCGGAGGAUGAUGGGAUUCCACAGAAAAAGCAAGACUACCUUACUCUCAUUGUCCAAGUCCUGGAUAUUAAUGACUGGGCGCCAGUUUUUCUACCACAUGCCUCUAUAUAUGUUGAAGAAAAUACACCAGUUGGCACAGUCAUUGGCCAAGUCGCAGCAACUGAUAAAGAUAGUGGAGACAAUGCUUUCAUACUCUACAGUCUGCUUGAUGAUGAUGACCAGUUUGAUAUAGAUGGGCUGCUAGGGAACAUUUUAGUGAAGCGUCCUCUUGACCAUGAACUUAAAGAAGAGUCAAUACUGACUGUAACAGCCAGUAAUAACAAGACAGAGCCCUUCUACCAGGCUACAACUCAUCUUACUGUUCACAUACUGGAUGACAAUGAUAAUGCCCCACAAUUUACCAAGAAAAACUACUUUGCUGAAGUAGAUGUGGACAGUCCAGUUGGAUCAUUUGUGAUAGCUGUAGCAGUGACAGACAGAGAUGAGGGCAGUAAUGGAGUUGUCGAGUAUUCCCUGUUACCUGACUUGUCAUCCACCUUCUUCCUGUUUGAAAAUCAAAGUGAUGGAAAAAUAAUUACUGCUACCAACCUGCUGCAGCCUGGCAAAGUCAAUCUAACAGUGGUCGCCAGAGACAGAGGGGUCCCUCCUCUUAGUAGCAUGGCCACAGUCAUUGUCAAUUUGGUAUAUAAGAAGAAAGAUUUGCCAGAAUUUAGCACUAAUGAAGUAAGCACCACUCUUAGGGAAGAUAAACCUGAAGAUGAACCGGUUUUUAUAUUUUCUGCUAAGAAUGCUGAAGGAAAAGGCGUCACAUACAGAAUUGUUGCUGGUAAUGAGGGAGGUCAGUUUUAUUUGAAUGAGAAAACUGGAGAGCUGUGGACAACUGAAAAAUUCAGUGAUGACCAGCCAUCAUAUAAUGUCACUGUGGAGGCAGUUACACCACCAGAUACCAAAGGUCCACUGCCUCCUAAUAUGCUUGAAUUACAAAUCGUUGUACCAGAGUUCAAAGAGGGUCCAGUGUUUGAGAAAGAAUCCUACAGCACUACAAUUAUAAAUACAUUGCCGUCUGGAUUCCCUGUUAUUAAAGUCACGGCCAGAAAUCAAGGUCCUAUGACAAAGCCAGCACUUACCUACAGCUUGGUGAAUCAAUCUGGGAACGAGUUUGCUAUUAAUAAACACACAGGACUGAUUAUAGUUGCCAACGUGACAGAAAAAAAUGGACUUUUUCGGUUAAAAGCACAAGUUACAGACAAAAAUGGACUAUCCGCCCAAACUGUGGUUCAGAUAUUAGUUGAAUCUCCAUCUUCUACACAUGAUGUUGCAGAGAUUGAAAUAAAUGUGACUGUAGAAGAGGUUAAGCACCGUGUUCCAGAAAUCAUCAGGGUCUUGGAGGAUGCACUGCAGAACAAGGUUACAAACAUCAGCGUUGAUUCAGAUCCCAAAGAUGAGCAAGAUACAGAAAUUAAGUUUGAAGCUGCCGGUGAGAGUUACCAAGACAUUAUCAGAAAGCUGACCGACAACAAAUCCACACUUCAAAUCCAGCUGGGUUCAAUAUUUGGAAAACCUGUGGUUAUUGCUAUACCGCAGCCCCAUACCUUUGGCCUAAGUACAGGAAGUGUAGCUGGCAUUGUGACCAUAAGUGCCAUCCUGUUUAUUUUCAUUGCUUCUUCAGCAUUUUAUGUGAUAAGGAACAAUGUCCAAAAGCACUCAAAGAAACCGAGUAGUGAAUCCACUGAUGAGCUACAUUCUGCAAGUGGUGACGAUGGUCCAUCAAGCAAUGGUCUGAAAAAAGAUAAUGGGAAAACUUUUCAAAAGGGCCCCAAAAAAACAAGAAGAAAAUCCACUGAUGUAGAUACAUUCUACAAGUAGUGACGAUGAAUCCUCAAGUCAUGGUCUGAAAAGAAAUAAUGGGAAAACUAUCCAGAAGAGAUCCAAAAAAACAAGCAGUGAAUCCAUAGAUAAGAUGGAUUCUGCACGUGUCGUCAAUGGACCCUCAAGCGAUGUUCU